This is a messenger RNA of Aphis gossypii (cotton aphid), 1454 nucleotides long. RefSeq lists its product as uncharacterized. NCBI's taxonomy places the organism in Eukaryota, Metazoa, Arthropoda, Insecta, Hemiptera, Aphididae. The record is from RefSeq and is a predicted model, not a curated record. Bases 86 to 1396 code for a protein of 436 amino acids. The transcript has a single exon.
UAUUGUAAUACCAGUGGGUAUUUAUCAUGGAAAGUUUAAAAAACCGUCAUCUAGUCAUGAAUUUUUACAAUAUUUUACUUCUGAAAUGAAAAUAAUUUUAACUAACGGAAUAUGUAUACAAGAUAAAUUAAUGAAAUUUGAAAUUAGUCAGGUUGUAUGUGAUGCACCUGCUAAGUCAUUUAUUUUAAAUGUGAAAGGCCAUAAUGCCUAUCAUGGGUGUAAUUCCUGUAUCGUUGAAGGAACAUAUAUUGAUAAUAAAAGGAUGGCUUAUCUAGAUUUAAAUGCCCCUUUAAGAUCAAAUCAAUCAUUUCGAGACAAACAGGACUCAUUUUAUCACAAAGACUCAAGUCCCUUAGAGGAAUUUCCAAUUGAUAUAAUUUCUACAGUGGUCCUUGAAUAUAUGCAUAAUAUUUGUUUAGGGGUUAUGAAGAAGCUAAUUGUAUUUUGGGUAAAAGGUAAAAAACCUGUUCGUUUGGUAGAUCCGAACGCUGUUUCAGAAGAAUUGAUUAAUCUUAAAUGUUAUUUACCAUCAGAAUUUAAUCGCUUGCCCAGAUCACUUGAAGAAUGUGAACAUUGGAAGGCAACAGAAUUUUGCACUUUCCUUCUCUAUACGGGCCCUAUUGUAUUAAAAGGACGAUUGAAAAAACCACUAUUUAAACAUUUUAUGCUUUUAAACUAUGCCAUAAGACUUCUUAUUUCUUCAGAAAAUUGUUAUACCCAAAAUAAUUUAGCUAAAGACAUGUUAAAAAGAUUUGUACAGGAAUAUGGUUCUCUUUAUGGUGAAGGAUAUGUUGGAUAUAAUGUUCAUGGUCUGAUACAUCUAGCUGAUUUUGUUUUGAUACAUGGCCAUUUGGAUUUAUUUAGCGCAUUCAAGUAUGAAAACUAUUUACAGUUUUUAAAAAAAAGUUGUAAAAAUGAUAGAUUUCCUCUCCAAGAUGCAUAUAACCGCAUCAUGGAAAAUAUUGAAAUUCAAAUUAAUAAAAUUAUAUCUCCAAUAAUAUAUCCAACAUUGAAACGAGAGUCAACAUUUAAUACUAAUUCAAAUAAUUCAUUAACUGAAACUAUGUAUGAAGAAGUUGUAUUAGAAAAAUUUUUGGUGAGUUCAAAAAAUGCUAAAGAUAAAUAUUUUAUGUUGCAAAAUAAUGAUAUAGUUGAAGUUACCAAAAUAAUAAAAUAUUAUAAUGGUCAGAUUAAAAUUGAAGCAACUAAAUUUGAUUAUUCACCCAUGUUUGAUUAUCCAUUUACCUCAGAUAUUACAAAAAUAUUUUAUAUCAAAGAAAUUAUUCCAAAAAUUCAACCAGUUUUAAUCAACAUAAACAGUUUAAAACAUAAAUGCUUUGUGACACCAAUAGGUAAUUGUAAAUAUAUAGCUAUCGCAUUACUACACUCAUCAUAAUAUAUUUUAUAUAAUUAUAACUUAAAAAUCAAAAAAAAAUUGUCAUACCUACAUACCU